UAAUUGGUCUUACUCGGUCGAAAAGAAGACUUCUGCGUCUUGGGUAUGCCCCCUGCCUUGCCCCCUUUCUCGCCUCUCUUUCCUUGCCACUUCGCACCCUCUUCUCAGCUUCAGCUUCUCUUUACCAAACAUCCAUUCUGAGCCAAAGCACAUCAUGAGUGCUAUCCCCACAUACUCCUACCCGUGCAUUGCACCCGCUCCCUCACAAAAUUCCAUUUACCUUGCCGGAGUCCCAGCCUCGAACGAGGGCCGUCUGGAGAUUUACAGCGUUAACCUUGCCAACAUUACCUCGCCCGCUGCCACCUUUGUCGGUAACCAGACCAGCUCGUUGUUCUGGAGCAGCUCUGCACCAAAGACUUGUUUCUCCUAUGAAGGAAACAUGGCCUCUAGCAGUAGUCCGAUGUUCAUCCAGCAGUUCGGGCCAAAGACCUAUUUUACCAACGUUUACUCGAAUGGUGCCAUCGAUAUCCCCGCCAACUUCCCUACCAUUGGACUCGUCUCCAACAGACUAUUCUCGCUCUCGGGAGCAGUUGGCAAUCUGAAUUGGAUCACAGGAGUCACAAAUACCACCAACCCUGACACCAAAUCGGCUUGGUCGGGCUUCCGAUACAAUGCAACGGCCAUCGUUAGUAGCUCACGAGACUUUGUCCUGUCCAACUACCCAACAUCUAACCCCUUGUUGAGCGUGGGCGCAUAUGUUGCGUCAACUAAUACGCCCGCCCAAGGAUUCCAUGUUGUGUUCGACAAAAACGGCAGCGGAUGGAUUUUCACGACCUUGGACUCGGCAUCGCCGAUUAAUUCAAACCAGGACCGCAUCCUGUCGCUUUCGAGUCCCCAGACCGUGGACAUGGACGGAAUCACUUUGACAAACAGUGCCUUUUCCCUCACGAUGAUAGGCGUUGGCUAUAUCCUAGAUAAGGCUUCUGACGGUUCUACACUGCUGUACUCUAUCAACCCUGUCCAGUCCAGAUUGCAGCGCGUGUCGAUUCCAGGCAAUGUUCCUCCCUUUGCCUCCAACAUGGUGGCCACAGCCGUCGGCAGCCAGAUUGUAACCUACGGCUCCGCCGCUAACGGCGCAGUAGUCUUCAAUAGCUUCGAUACCGUGGCAGGAGUCUGGAGCGGACCAGGUCUUGUCAAACCAACUAAUCCUCAGCCCUCUAACACUUCGCCUGGUGGUUCCAGCCAAGCCCCCAUUGGAGCCAUUAUUGGCGGCGUGGUCGGGGGUUUAGCUGUAAUUGCCCUGAUCGCAUUCCUUUUCAUUCGUCAUCGCCGCAAAUCGUCUGCAAAGCCCGUACCCAAUGCUGCGUACCAGGACCCUUGUAAGACCCACAAUCCUGUUGCGAUGCCCUUGAUGGACCAGAACUAUGUCCUUCAGCAGCAACAGGACGCCAUGGCUCAGAAUCAGCAAUUGCAGUACCAGCAGCAGCAGUACAACCCACACCAAGCGUAUGUCCCCCAGCAGCAGGAUAUCUACGCUGCGCAGCCUAUUACGGUCUCACACCAACAGACGCCUCCAGUAAUCUUCCAACCCCAGGCUCAACCCCAGGCUCAGGAGCCAUACAACUACGUGCCACCAACAUUUGUGCCCACAUCCCAGGCCCAGCAGCCAACCAUUUUCCAGCCCCAUACCUCAGAAAUCAGCCCUCACCACAGCUAUAGCCAAGCGAUCUAUGCUCCUCCGACGAGCGCCUCCACUCCCCAGACCCCUGUUAGUCAAGCCUAUACCCCGACGCACUCUAGCUAUACCCCAGCCAAUCCUCAGUAUAUUGCUCCGUCCAACGGUGAUGGCUAUGCUGCAUAGUGGUCGGCAGAGAUUCUUUUUAUGUUUUUAUUUUUUUAUUUAUUUUCAACGCUGAUAGCGAUAUCCACCCAUAAUAAAUAAUGGCCCGACUCAAUUCAAGGGAGAUAAAAAUUUACAAUUUAUAUUGCAUGGAUUU
Messenger RNA from Gamsiella multidivaricata, 1937 nucleotides. RefSeq lists its product as uncharacterized. The record is from RefSeq and is a predicted model, not a curated record. The coding region runs from base 155 to 1801 and encodes 548 amino acids. The transcript has 3 exons. NCBI's taxonomy places the organism in Eukaryota, Fungi, Mortierellomycota, Mortierellomycetes, Mortierellales, Mortierellaceae.